Molecule: messenger RNA, 741 nt
Organism: Eriocheir sinensis (Chinese mitten crab)
Lineage: Eukaryota; Metazoa; Arthropoda; Malacostraca; Decapoda; Varunidae
Product: carcinoembryonic antigen-related cell adhesion molecule 20-like
Source: RefSeq, a predicted model, not a curated record
AUGUUACUGACUUUAGCCCCAGGUGAACCAUACUUAGCAAGCUCGAACCACGGCAUCUUCAUCGCGCAUUUACGCAGUCUUCCUCUCCCCACAUUCCACAAGUCCAGGACGCCAUGUCGUAGUCACGGUCCCCGGCACUCACGGGCGCGGCCCACCAUUCUGUGGUCCACGCGGGACAACCACAACGCCAGGCACACCUGCCUUGCCUCCAACAUCAACGACACCAGCCCCGCCAGUGCCUCCGUCACCGACAAAAUGAACCACCUGCCCAUGGCCACGAUGGAGCUUGGUAGCGGCGUGUCCUCGAUCGUGAAGGAGGGCGAGGACGUCUACAUUCACUGCAACGUGGAUUCCAACCCGCCGACCUACAAGAUCUCGUGGUUCAGGAGGUGCCAGGCCAUCCUGCACCAACCCGCGCAAGGCAUCCUGCUCAGCGGCAACAGCCUGGCCCUGCGCGGCAUCACCAGGCACCAGGCGGGGCCCUACACCUGCACCGCCUCCAACGUCGAGAGGGACGCCCACAGAUCCCCUCUCACCCUCCACGUCAACUACGCCCCGGUGUGCGCGGCGGGCGGUGCGGCGCUUGUGCUGGCGGCGGGGCUGGGGCAUCGGGUGAACGUGACCUGCCAGGUGGAGGCGGCGCCGUCCGCGAUGAGGUACUCGUGGGUGUACAACUCGCUCACCUCACACCUGCCCGGCGACCAGGUCUUCAUUACGCCGCAGAAGUUAGGCGUGGGUUGA